Molecule: messenger RNA, 408 nt
Organism: Drosophila kikkawai
Lineage: Eukaryota; Metazoa; Arthropoda; Insecta; Diptera; Drosophilidae
Source: RefSeq, a predicted model, not a curated record
AUGCGUGGGAGUCCAAGUCGCAGGCCAACGCAGCCGGAACUGCAGCAGCAGCAGCUCUCCGUACGAAAUCCGGAACCCGGAACCUCCGCCAUUGUCUACGACUCUGCGGCUCUACGAGGCUGCGAGGCUGCUGCCCGGCGCAGCAACAGCAGCGGCAGCAGCACCACCACUACCUGCAGUAGCCAGGAGCAGCAGCAGCAGCCAAAGGAGAGGCAGCGGCAGGAGGAACGCCAGCAGGAGCAGUGGCAGCAGGAACACAUGUGCAUUAUUGUUGCCUAUCUGGCGGACGCUCUCUAUCCGACCGCAGCAACAGUGCCAACAACAAAGCCACCGCAGCAGGAGCAGGAGCAGGAGCAGGAGCAACAAAUGCUGGAGCUACUGCAACAACAGCAACAUCAGCUCAUAUAA